AUGAAAAUAAAUGCCAAAAAGAUUGACAAGAAGCUAAUUGAUUACAUUAAAGAACAUCCUUAUUUAGAUGAUCUUAUAAAGAAUGUCCAAAGUGGACAUAUUCUCAUGAAAUUUCCAAUAUAUGACAUAUCCAAUAUAGAUGAACUCUUUUACAGCCCAUCCAUGUUCAUUUCUUCCCAUUAUAAUAUAUUGUUCACUAAUUGCAUACAAAAUAAACACAUGACCUUAAUUAAUCCCAAAUUUGAUCCAAAAAAAUCAAAAACGGUCUUAUCAAAGCUAAAAGAAUCAUCAAAAAUGUGUAAUUUGAGUGAAUCUAAGGCUUGUCAUUACCUCACAAUACUUGAUUCUCUUAGAAUGUUCAAUAAUAGCAAACAUGAAAUGAUUGAUAAAGAAACUACUACAACAUUUAAAGAAUAUGUUUAUGAAUCCAACAAUUCACAAAAUAGCAAAGACUAUAUAGCAGUUGAAACCCAAAAAUCUGAAAAACAUGUGCAACAAGAAAAUCGUGAGACUCAGACAGAUAUAAAUGAAAGAGUUGAUCAACUCACUGAUCCUCUUGAGAUGCAAGACUCUAAAUCUAGUGAAGAGAUUGAAAAAUAUAAAAAUGCCUAUUUAGAAUGUCAAAAUCAACUCAAAAAUUUGCAAACUAAUAGCGAUAAGCUUCAGUAUAAUUAUGAGCUAUUAUUAAAGGUUCUUGACACCAUAAAAAUUGAAGAAAUAUCAGGAGAAGAUAUUUCCUUAGACUCUCUGUUGGAAAUGCCAAAUGUAUCAUAG
Molecule: messenger RNA, 774 nt
Organism: Trichomonas vaginalis G3
Lineage: Eukaryota; Parabasalia; Trichomonadida; Trichomonadidae
Exons: 1
Coding region: 1-774 (257 amino acids)
Source: RefSeq, a predicted model, not a curated record